AUGUGUUCCAUCGAAAUGACAGAAACAUCCGUUGAAAGAGUCGAAACAACUGUUCAAAAAAAGUCGAAUGCCAAAGGGGAAUCCCGGGUUUUACUGGAUGUCAUCUCUGAGCUUCAACAUUUACUGGGAAAUGAAUAUGAGACGUAUACGAUGUGCGUCACGGACUUUAUUGUUGGUCAAUUGAGUCGCAAAGAAUUGAAUAAUGUACUGUCCAAGUACUCUAAUGAUUCGAGAUUUGUCCAAUUGCAUAACCAAAUAAUUUUAAGUAUAGUCAGAGAUUUGCAAAGAUCAGGAAAGUCUGUCGUGAAUAAUUUGCCAUGGGUGAAACGAAAACGAUCUGAUGGAGCUUUGUUUGUUCACAAAAAACACACCUCGCAUAAUACACAAGCUAAAAAAUUGAAAAAAAUUAUUCUUUCUUUAAGUUCUAAGGACAGGGCGCGGAUUAAGGCGGUUUUGAAGGAAAAUACUGGCUUUCAACCACAGCUUCCUGGACUAUUACUGGAAACGAGAAUUGCCAAACUGCCUAAAAUUCCAGUUUCUCGUGAUAAACUAAAUUCUGUAUUUGUUAAUGAUAUUAAGGCUGGUUACGUUGCUCCCCUCGCCUCUGAAACUUUGGAAGUUCCUGAUGCCGAUUCCCUGAAAGAACGCAUCACUGCAAUUGCUUUAGAAAAUGGUUUAUUAGGAGGGAUUGAAAAAUCUGUUCCUGAAGUUAUUUUGGCGGGAUUGGAAAACCAUCUAAAAAAUAUUUUCUCGAAGUGCUUUUCCAUUUUGGAUAGGCUGAUGGAAAAAAGACAGCACCAUGAUUCUUCAUUUACAUUACAAGAUUUAAGCUUGACUUGGUCAAUAGAACCGCAUAUGCUCGUUGAAGAGUAUCCUCAUAAUGCCAAAAUUCCGUUUCUACUUCAUGACGCUGCUAUGGAGGAUGAACUAAAUACAGCUACCAAAGAAUUUUCUUCUCCUUUACCCGACUACAUGAAGCCGAUGGACACGUCUUCUGAUGAGCGCGAAGCAGUAGCAGCUUUGCUAGACGAUGUAAUUCCUUUAGAUUAA
Messenger RNA from Schizosaccharomyces osmophilus, 1050 nucleotides. RefSeq names its product SAGA complex subunit Hfi1/Ada1 (gene hfi1). The coding region runs from base 1 to 1050 and encodes 349 amino acids. The record is from RefSeq and is a predicted model, not a curated record. The transcript is spliced from 4 exons. Gene Ontology annotation, biological process: regulation of transcription by RNA polymerase II. Gene Ontology annotation, cellular component: SAGA complex. Lineage: Eukaryota; Fungi; Ascomycota; Schizosaccharomycetes; Schizosaccharomycetales; Schizosaccharomycetaceae. Gene Ontology annotation, molecular function: transcription coactivator activity.